GAAACAAGAACUCUCUCAAGCAUCAUCAUCAACAAACAUGGCGAAUCUAGUUACGUCAUCAGAUCAUCAUCAGUUGGAGCUAGCUGGAAAUCUCUCAAGCAUCUUCGAUACUUCAUCUUUACCUUUUCCUUAUUCUUAUUUCGAAGAUCACUCUUCUAAUAAUCCCAAUUCUUUCCUUGACUUGCUCCGACAAGAUCAUCAUCAAUUUGCUUCUUCCUCUAAUUCCUCUUCUUUUUCAUUCGAUGCCUUUCCUCUUCCUAACAACAACAACAACAACUUUUUUACGGAUUUGCCCUUGCCUCAAGCUGAGUCAUCAGAAGUUGUGAACACAACACCGACUUCUCCAAACUCAACCUCAGUCUCAUCUUCCUCUAACGAAGCUGCAAAUGAUAACAACAGUGGAAAAGAAGUUACUGUUAAAGAUCAAGAAGAAGGAGAUCAACAACAAGAGCAAAAGGGUACUAAGCCACAAUUGAAGGCAAAGAAGAAGAAUCAAAAGAAAGCUAGAGAAGCUAGGUUUGCGUUUCUGACGAAGAGUGAUAUUGAUAAUCUUGACGACGGUUAUAGGUGGAGAAAAUACGGCCAAAAAGCUGUCAAAAACAGUCCUUAUCCCAGAAGCUACUAUCGUUGCACCACAGUGGCUUGCGGAGUGAAGAAGAGAGUGGAGAGAUCCUCCGAUGAUCCUUCAAUCGUCAUGACAACCUACGAAGGUCAACAUACUCACCCUUUCCCCAUGACGCCACGUGGACACAUCGGAAUGCUGACAUCACCAAUCCUAGACCACGGUGCAACCACCGCGUCAUCAUCAUCAUUCUCCAUCCCUCAGCCACGUUACUUGCUGACUCAACAUCAUCAACCCUACAACAUGUACAACAACAACUCUCUAAGUAUGAUCAAUAGAAGCUCAUCCGAUGGUACUUUCGUAAAUCCAGAGCCAUCAUCAUCAUUCCCCGGAUUUGGUUAUGAUAUGUCUCAAGCUUCUGCUUCAACUUCUUCUUCCAUUAGAGAUCAUGGAUUGCUUCAAGAUAUUCUUCCUUCGCAGAUCAGAUCCGAUACUAUUAACACUCAAACCAAUGAAGAGAAUAAGAAAUGAGCUACUUUUUUUUUUCCCGGGGCAAUUGUUUUUUUCUUUUGGCCGGAUCCGGAUGAUAGGUCUCAUGAGGAGUUUUUGGCCGGUUUAGUUAAACCGAUGUUGCUGGCUUUCUAAUGUUUUUUUUUUCUUCAUUACAUUUAGCAUCGGUUUUGUUUAAUAACCACGAAAUAAACAAUCGAUGCUAAGUAGGAACAGAGGUUUGUAGCAUAUGUGAUAUAGGUAUAACUUCAUUUUUUGUUUGAGUAUUAAUAAAAAUGUAUCGUUUAC
Messenger RNA from Arabidopsis arenosa, 1360 nucleotides. The record is from the annotation of a GenBank genome assembly. Lineage: Eukaryota; Viridiplantae; Streptophyta; Magnoliopsida; Brassicales; Brassicaceae.